Messenger RNA from Microdochium trichocladiopsis, 480 nucleotides. RefSeq lists its product as uncharacterized. Lineage: Eukaryota; Fungi; Ascomycota; Sordariomycetes; Xylariales; Microdochiaceae. Bases 1 to 480 code for a protein of 159 amino acids. The record is from RefSeq and is a predicted model, not a curated record. The transcript has 2 exons.
AUGUGUCCAAGAAAGCGCCGUUCGAACGGUGGAAGAAGGCCCGUCAACCGCCAAUCCCGUUCUGACGAGCUACGACGAAUGUUGGCUCAUUGUCGCUGGGUGUGCAUUCGUGCCCAAAAGGAAAUGUCGAUCGUGCCUUUGCGGAGACUGGGGUCUCUGCCCGCGAUCACAAGCUUAUCAAGGCAACAGUUGACAGGUCCCUGGUCGCUGCACUCACCUCGUAACCGGGGCCACUUCAGCGAAGCACUCUCCCCAUGGGGCAGUCGUGCGGCUUGCUCCAUAACGUGCCGCGAAUUGGCUAGAGGCGGACCGAUCCUCGAGGAUCUCGAAGCGGAGCAUGCCUGCAGGACCCGCACAACAUGCAACCAGCCACUCCGCUCGCUCGUCAUGUCGACAGGUGCUGCGUUGAAGCUCGUCGUGACACUCAUGGUCACAAACGCAGCGCCCCGUGUAAUUUCCCGCUGGAACGGCAAAGCAUGA